This is a messenger RNA of Phodopus roborovskii (desert hamster), 1685 nucleotides long. It is a transcript of the gene Ptgfr, whose product is annotated as prostaglandin F receptor. The coding region runs from base 178 to 1278 and encodes 366 amino acids. Lineage: Eukaryota; Metazoa; Chordata; Mammalia; Rodentia; Cricetidae. Gene Ontology annotation, cellular component: plasma membrane. The transcript has 3 exons. Gene Ontology annotation, molecular function: prostaglandin F receptor activity. The record is from RefSeq and is a predicted model, not a curated record. Gene Ontology annotation, biological process: inflammatory response; positive regulation of cytosolic calcium ion concentration; adenylate cyclase-activating G protein-coupled receptor signaling pathway.
GUGGGACCUGAGGUUGCAGCUGCUCCGGGCUGGGUGCGCCAUGGCAAGCGAGGCGCAGAGCUCUUCGGCUCCGGACACAGCCGCUGGAUGGCCCAGGAUACCAAGAUGUCUGCACUUGGAGACUGUACAGUGGUGACAGAGAGAUGACCUGGGGGGACAGCUUCUACCUUCACAACAAUGUCCAUGAAUAGUUCCAAACAGCCUGUGUUUCCUGCAGCUGAACUCUUCGCAAACACAACCUGCCAGAUGCAAAACCGGCUUUCAGUAUUUUUUUCAAUAAUCUUCAUGACAGUGGGAAUCUUAUCUAACAGCCUGGCCAUUGCCAUUCUCAUGAAGGCAUAUCAGAGAUUUAGGCAGAAGUCGAAGGCCUCCUUUCUGCUCCUGGCUAGUGGCCUGGUGAUCACAGACUUCUUUGGCCAUCUCAUUAAUGGAGGGAUAGCUGUCUUUGUAUAUGCUUCUGAUAAAGACUGGAUCCGCUUCGAUCAAUCAAACAUCCUCUGCAGUGUUUUUGGGAUCUCCAUGGUGUUUUCUGGCCUAUGCCCACUUUUUCUAGGCAGUGCGAUGGCCAUUGAACGGUGUAUUGGAGUCACCAACCCUAUAUUCCAUUCUACGAAAAUUACAUCUAAACAUGUGAAAAUGAUACUGGGCGGUGUGUGCGUGUUGGCUGUUUUUGUGGCUUUGUUACCUAUCCUUGGACACCGAGACUAUCAAAUCCAAGCAUCCAGGACCUGGUGUUUCUACAACACACAGAACAUUGAAGACUGGGAAGACAGGUUUUAUCUCUUGUUCUUUUCAUUUCUGGGUCUCUUAGCUCUUGGUGUUUCGUUCCUGUGCAAUGCCAUCACAGGAGUGACACUCUUAAGGGUGAAGUUUAAAAGCCAGCAGCAUAGACAAGGCAGAUCCCAUCACUUUGAGACGGUCAUUCAACUCCUGGCCAUAAUGUGUGUCUCCUGUGUCUGCUGGAGUCCCUUUCUGGUAACAAUGGCCAACAUUGCAAUAAACGGAAGUCAUUCCCCAGUGACCUGCGAAACGACACUCUUUGCUCUCCGGAUGGCAACGUGGAAUCAGAUCUUGGACCCGUGGGUCUACAUUCUGCUCCGGAAGGCUGUCCUUAAGAACUUGUAUAAGCUUGCCAGUCACUGCUGUGGAGUGCAUAUCAUCAGUGUGCACAUCUGGGAGCUCAGCUCCAUCAAGAAUUCCUUAAAGGUCGCCGCUAUUUCUGAGUCACCAGCUGCAGAGAAGGAGAGUCAGCAAGCAUCUAUUGAAGUGGGACUGUAGGCCAAUGCAGGACUAGAAGACCGGGGAAAGUUUUGGAAACAUCUCAGCUGAUUGGAUUUAUAGCCUAACUGGAACAUUUGGACCUCAGUGUGUAGUUUGGGAGUACACUGGACUGAUGCAGCUUCUGAAUUUUGUUAUAACAGCUGCUACUGCAUGGUUGUGCAUUUUUAGUUGCUUUUUAUUUUAUUUUAUUUUUUAUUUUAUUUUUUGACAGGAGGUAAACCGAUACGGUGGAGUUGAAUGGAACACAACUUUUGAGUUUAGUUGUGUGACUUGUGUUUGUGGACUAAAUGUAUCUGUUGAGGCCCAAUGCUGAUGAAUACUUGACCUAUUUGUUCAUGACUCCUUAAUGCUACCUGCACCAUGAAAUGGUCAUUUCAUUGACUUAUAGACAAGGCCCAAUGUUG